Molecule: messenger RNA, 3018 nt
Organism: Bufo gargarizans (Asiatic toad)
Lineage: Eukaryota; Metazoa; Chordata; Amphibia; Anura; Bufonidae
Gene: B3GAT3
Product: beta-1,3-glucuronyltransferase 3
Exons: 6
Coding region: 147-1073 (308 amino acids)
Biological process (GO): chondroitin sulfate proteoglycan biosynthetic process; carbohydrate metabolic process
Cellular component (GO): Golgi membrane
Molecular function (GO): galactosylgalactosylxylosylprotein 3-beta-glucuronosyltransferase activity
Source: RefSeq, a predicted model, not a curated record
ACAGUGGUGACGUCAUCAGGCUGCGCGGCUUCUGUAGUGCCGGUGGCUGGUCAUGGUUACGUGUUCCCUGCGGUAUGAGAGUAGUUGUAGUGUGAACCGCUCGUCCCGGCGGAAGUCUAGAUGCUCCUAUCUGACGUCUGUUUGCCAUGAGGCUGAAACUGAGGAACAUCUUUCUUGUGUACUUCGUGGUUUCCAGCGCUGGUCUCCUGUAUGCAUUGCUGCAGCUUGGUCAGCAAUGUGACUGCACACAUCAAAUGAACCCUGCCAAUGAUGUUCACAGAAGAGAUAACUCACGCCAUCGUGGUGCAGAGAAUUUGCCCAUUAUAUAUGUAGUAACACCAACGUAUGCAAGACCUCAUCAGCGGGCUGAACUUACUCGCCUGUCCCAGACGUUACUUCUUGUCCCUGCUGUUCACUGGAUCUUGGUAGAGGACUCAGCAGAGCGCACUACUUUAGUGGCUGAUCUGCUGGCUCAGAGUGAAUUGCAUUACACCCACCUACAUGUGCAGACCCCACUGGCAAUGAAAAUGAAAGACUCAGACCCAAACUGGUUGAAGCCACGUGGAGUAGAGCAACGAAACAAAGCUUUACGUUGGCUGCAUGAGAACAGGUCAUCCAAGAACCUUGGAGUUGUAUACUUUGCUGAUGAUGACAACACCUAUAGUAUUAAAAUCUUUGAGGAGAUGCGUCAUACACAAAAAGUAUCUGUCUGGCCAGUUGGACUAGUUGGAGGGCUCCGUUAUGAAGGUCCACUGGUGACUGGUGGUAAAGUAGUUGGCUUUCAUACAGCCUGGAAGACACACAGACCAUUUCCUAUGGACAUGGCUGGAUUUGCAGUGUCGUUAUCACUACUGCUGAGUCAUCCAAACACACAGUUUGACCCCAAUGCAGAGAGAGGUUUUCUGGAGAGCAGCCUUCUGGGAUCAUUGGUGACAGUUGGGGAAUUGGAGCCCAAAGCAAAUAAUUGUACUAAGAUCUGGGUGUGGCACACAAGGACUGAAAAACCUAAACUCAAGCAAGAAGACCUCCUGGAGAAGCAGGGGAAGGGAUCGGAUCCUAAAAUUGUAGUGUAAUGUAAGCACAAAAUAUGUGACUGUAUUUUAUAAUAGAUAGCAGAUCCACAUAUGCAGCUGUGGCAGAUCAGUUCCCUGAUAUGAAAUUCUCAGAAAUCAUGUAAUGGCAUUGCUGGAGUCUCUAUGCACUACACAUUCUUCUCAAGAGCAAACUAUAGUUCUUCACAGUAUUUCUGCACUGGGAGAGAUUUAUACAUGGACAGUAAGUUAUUAUUGUCACCUCUUUCUAGCUUCCUAGCGCUUGGUUAUUCGCUCCACAGCCUUUGCUGCUCCUCUGAGCUCCCUGGGUGUAAACUCCCUGUUUGACGCCGCUGACAGACAAUCAAUGGCCGCAGCGGUGACCACCUUCCCUUGUGUCAUAUGACUAUCUGUCUUGACUCAAGGAAGCAGGUCACUGAUACGGUGGCUUAAAAAAUUUACAUCCAGGGAGCCCAGCGUAGCAGCCAAGGUUGUGGAGAAAAGGAGCCAGUGCCAGGAAGCAGGGAAGUAUGCUCCCCCCAAAGAUGCACAACCCCUUUAAAGACAAUGGACGCCUUACAAAGUUUUUAUGACCAAAGCUGAACUUUCAUUUGGUCAUUAAUCAGCUAAGGGUACUAGUGUUAUUUUUUUCUGGUCUUGAAAUCUGGUAACAGGUCUCAAUACCAGCAAAAAUGGAAAGCAAUCUGUUCAGUAUGUAUCAGGAUGUCUUCCGUUCCUUGUACGGUAUUUGACCGAGCAAAAUACCGCAGCAUGUUGAGGUAUUUUUUUCCGGCCCAAAUCCCAGAACAAUAUCGCACUUGCCGGAUCCGGCAUUAAUUUCCAUAGAGAUUCCGGAAAAUGCUGCAUCGCCGGAUCCGGUUUUCCAGUCUGCGCAUGCGCCGGGACAUAGGAGGAGCUAUUUUUGCGUUUGAUCUUUAAAUACCGGAUCUGGUAUUCAGGAUGACACCGGAUCUGUCUAACGGAUCUGGGAAAAAAAGGCUUGCCGGAUCCGGCAGGCUGUUACAUUGCCAGAACUGCCUACCGGAAUCAAAAAAUGCUACUGUGAAAGUACCAUAAGAAGAUCAUUCAAGAGAGGGUUUGGAGACUAAAGUCUGUAUUAGACUGGCUGGUUGUCUCCCAGUUCAUCGUUAACGAGCGUUUAUGCAGUCUAAUACUGCCCCUGAUUAUCUGAGGAAUGAGCAAACUCUCAUUCAUCGGUCAGUCCAGAUUUUUAACCCCUUAGUGACCACCAAUAUGCCUUUUUACUGACUUAAACAAAGGGGGUUUAGGCUAGAAAGCUGGUUUUAAUCACAGAUUAUAUGUAUCCAAAAUGGUGCAUUAAACACACAAGCAAAAAAUAAACCCUCAUAAAGGUACAUUGAUGAAAAAAACAUAAGUUAUAGCUCUUGUAAUGCGAUUUUGAAAAAAUGCGUGGUCACUAUGCCUACAAAUCCUUGUUUGCUGAUCAUGCUGUCUAAUAGCAGUCUGCUGCUGCCAAACAACUAGUCAGUAUGGGGACGAGCGAUGGCAUUAGUGAUCACUGCAUGUAAUAGAAGCAGUCUUCCUCUGCUAGCGAGCAGGUGAACGCUUCCCUCCCGACAGUUGUCUGCUAGAUCGUAUAAUCUAAUACGGUCAGUCUUUCAGAUUUGCUUUCUGCAGAAGCCAUAUAGUUAGCCAUUGACUAGAAUAUGCUGAUCAUGUAAAAUCCAACAGAAAAAGUUUUGUAUGUCUCCGUAUGAAACUCGAGAUACAGAAGUACAGUAAAUGCUUUAGGUACAUGUGGCUCUGUAUAAAAUGGAGACGUAAUACAGCACAUGUGCGUGAGUCCAUAGGCUGGACAGUGGGAUGACAUCUCACCUUUGUCGGACUGCUCUCUGUGCUACUAUUUGCAGCAUACAUGUACAGUUGCAAGAAAAAGUAUGUGAACCCUUUGGAAUGAUAUGGAUUUCUGCACAAAUUGGUCAUAGAUAAAGAUCAGAUCACAUUU